AUGUCGAUCUCGUUGAAACGUAAAAGGCUUUCCUCGGGUCUUUCUGUGUCUCAGAAAGUAUUUGUGCGUUCUCGAAAUGGUAGGGCAACUAAGAUUGUUAGAGAGCAUUACCUAAGAGAAGAUAUUCCAUGUUCAUCUAUGGCCUGUUCCAAAUGUGAAGAGUUCUAUUUUGUUGAUGCCAACGGAGAGAUGAGGCAUCCCAUUUUGUCUGAUUCUCCCUUUGAUUUACAGAAUAAUGAUAUCGGAAAACACUAUUUGAUUGUGGAUACUAACGUUGUGUUAAAUGCUAUCGACAUGAUCGAGAGCAGUUCAGUUUUCUAUGAUGUCAUUGUGCCGCAGACGGUUUUGGAAGAAGUUCGUAACAAGAGUUAUCCAAUCUAUAUGAGAUUACGCGACCUCACAAAGAAUGAGGAGAAGCGGUUUGUUGUGUUUUACAACGAGUUCAAGGUUGACACCUAUUUGACCAGAAAGAAAGGUGAAACUAUGAACGAUUACAAUGAUCGACUAAUUAGGGAGUGUGCCAAAUUCUAUAGUGAGCACUUGAAACCGUGUGGGAUCACUACAGUUUUGAUAACGGGAGACAAAGAUAAUAAAGCGAAGGCACUAAAAGCCGGUAUUAUUUCUAUGACUUUACCAGAGUAUGUGUCUCUCUUGCCUAACAGUAAAGAAUUACAGGAUAUCCUACCAUCAAAGGAAGGAUUUUCUUCUAAUUACAAAGAGAUCAGGUAUCCUGAAUAUUGCUCUGUUGCUAGACUUGUUGGUGGUGUUAAGAAUGCUAGUUUACAGCAGGGUAUCAUCAACAUCUCCUCAUAUAACUUUUUGGAGGGUUCCAUCAGUGUUCCAUCAUUGCCUAAACCGUUACUUAUUCUUGGUCGUGAAAAUUUGAACAGAGCCUUCAAUGGAGAUACCGUUGUUGUAGAGAUUCUCCCAAAAAAUAUGUGGAAGAAGCCUUCUACAGAGAUCGUCGAUGAAGAAGCCAUCAAUAAGAAUGAAAUUGGUGAUAACGACGAAAAUGAAGUUAUUAUUACUGAUCAGGAGAGACGGAUUUUGGCUCGAGAAGCAAUUAAAGCUCAGGGUGACUCUUCCGUUGAUGAGACGGAAAAGAUUGUGCCAACAGGACGUAUUGUUGGUGUUGUCAAGCGUAGCUGGAGAUUAUAUGUGGGACAACUUUCGCCUAAUAGUGUGGAUAAGAAUCGAAUUGGUGGCAACUCUGCCAAAAACUGUUUUGUUAUUUUGAUGGAUAGAACUUUACCCAAAAUUAGAAUCAAAACUAGACGAGCUCGUGAACUAGUCGGUAAGCGGAUUGUUGUCGCCGUUGAUUCAUGGCCUACCACAUCAAAAUAUCCUGAGGGACAUUUUGUGAGGACUUUGGGUGACAUUGAGGAAAAGGAUGCUGAGCAGGAAGCUUUACUACUUGAGCAUGAUAUUGAAUAUCGACCAUUUUCUAAGAAUGUGUUGAGCUGUUUGCCUAAGGAAGGCCACGAUUGGAAAGUUCCCGAGAAUCUCAACAAUGGUGAUGUUUUGUUGGCUAAAAGAGAAGAUCUUAGAGACAGAUUGAUCUGCUCUAUUGAUCCCCCGGGAUGUGUGGAUAUUGACGAUGCUUUACAUGCUAAGAAGCUUUCAAACGGUAACUAUGAAGUCGGCGUCCAUAUUGCCGAUGUGACCCAUUUUGUGAAGCCAGGUACUGCCCUAGAUCAGGAAGGUGCUUCUCGAGGUACCACUGUCUAUUUGGUGGAUAAACGUAUCGAUAUGCUUCCCACUCUUUUAGGUACAGAUUUGUGUUCCUUGAUGGCCGACGUUGACAGGUAUGCCUUUUCUGUGAUAUGGGAGAUGAAUAACAAUGCCGAGAUUGUUAACGUUCGAUUCACCAAGUCGAUUAUUAGAUCAAGACAUGCAUUUUCUUACGAGGAGGCGCAACUAAGAAUCGAUAACAAGUCGAAUCAGGACCCAUUAACAGAGGAUCUGAGGAUCUUGUUGAAGUUAUCGAAGGUCCUGAAGAAAAGAAGAUUGGAAGUGGGUGCCUUGAAUCUUGCUUCUCCUGAAGUUAAAGUUCAUAUGGAUAGUGAAACAUCUGAUCCAAAUGAAGUGGAAAUCAAGGAAUUGUUAGACACCAAUUCUUUAGUUGAAGAAUUCAUGUUGGCAGCCAAUAUUUCUGUUGCUCGUAAGAUAUAUGAAGCAUUUCCUCAGGUAGCAAUGCUUCGUCGCCAUGCAGCUCCGCCCGCCACCAACUUUGAGAUUUUGAACGAUAUGCUUCAUGUUUGCAAAGGAUUGUCGAUCUCUACGGAGAGUUCUAAGGCCAUGGCCGAUUCUCUAGAUCGUUGCGUGGAACCUGAGGAUCCUUAUUUCAAUACUUUGGUGCGUAUUAUGGCCACUAGAUGUAUGAUGGCUGCUGAAUAUUUUACCUCUGGAAGUUACAGUUAUCAGGACUUCCACCACUAUGGUUUAGCUGUAGAUAUCUACACGCAUUUCACUUCACCUAUUCGUCGUUAUUGUGAUGAUGUGGUGCAUAGACAGCUUGCCGCUGCCAUUGGCUACGAACCGUUAAGUGAGUUACAUAUGGAUAAGGAUAAGAUGGAUUUGGUGGUAAAGAAUAUAAACAAGCGUCACAGAAAUGCGCAGUUUGCCGGAAGAGCCAGUAUCGAGUAUUAUGUGGGACAAGUAAUGAAGAAUGCAGAGGCUACGGAGGAUGGUUACGUGAUUAAGGUGUUCUCCAACGGUAUUGUGGUUUUGGUUCCAAAAUAUGGUGUGGAAAACCUCAUCAAGUUGGAGCUUUUAGGAGAUGCUAAUACUGCCAAGUUUGACGAGGACAAGUAUAGAUUGUCUUUUAAGGAUAAGGAAGGUAAGCAGCGAGAAGUGGCAGUGUUUGAUAAGGUUAAAGUGUUUGUGAAAUCUCAUUUGGAUGAGUUCACUGGAAAGAGGAAGGUUCAAUUGUUGUUGAAAUGA
Molecule: messenger RNA, 2943 nt
Organism: Brettanomyces nanus
Lineage: Eukaryota; Fungi; Ascomycota; Pichiomycetes; Pichiales; Pichiaceae
Gene: DIS3
Product: exosome catalytic subunit dis3
Exons: 1
Coding region: 1-2943 (980 amino acids)
Biological process (GO): rRNA catabolic process
Cellular component (GO): nuclear exosome (RNase complex); cytoplasmic exosome (RNase complex)
Molecular function (GO): endonuclease activity; RNA binding; 3'-5'-RNA exonuclease activity
Source: RefSeq, a predicted model, not a curated record